AUGCUUCCCGCACUCGCCUUUGGCCAUAGGACCCCUUACACUACACAGCGAAGAAACGAACCGGCCAGUAUGGGUAACAAGACUGAUAUCACGCUUUACACUGCGUCAACCCCAAAUGGGAUCAAGGUUCCGAUACUCCUUGAGGAGCUUGGCCUGGAGUAUAAGAAACAGCCGUGGUUCCUGGACAUUAACCCCAAUGGCCGGAUCCCGGCCAUGACGGAUAUAUGGACCGACGGGGAGCAGAUCCGUGUCUUUGAAAGCGGUGCCAUCCUUGAGUACCUUGUUGACCGCUACGACGGUGGCUACAAGGUCUCAUAUCCAAAGGACUCCCGUGAAUAUUGGGAGGUAAAGAGCUGGCUCAUGUGGCAGAUAGGUGGCUUAGGGCCUAUGCAAGGACAGUUGGAGCAUUUUAAGAAGUACGCAGCGAAGAAGAUUGAGUACAGUAUCAACCGUUAUCACGACGAGACCCGUCGCCUCUAUCGCACCAUGGAAUCCCACCUGGCCAAGUCUUCUUAUGGGUUCCUCGUCGGUGACCGCCUGACUAUUGCCGAUAUAGCUUGCUUGGGGUGGGUUUCCUCUCACACUUCGGAUGGCAUCUCUCUGGACGAGCUUCCUCACCUGGAAAAAUGGCUGGACAAGCUCUUGGAACGCCCAGGCGUCAAAAAGGGCCGUGACACGCUGAAGCGCAACACGAUGUUUGACUAG
This is a messenger RNA of Penicillium samsonianum, 705 nucleotides long. Its product is annotated as glutathione S-transferase family protein. The coding region runs from base 1 to 705 and encodes 234 amino acids. The transcript is spliced from 5 exons. NCBI's taxonomy places the organism in Eukaryota, Fungi, Ascomycota, Eurotiomycetes, Eurotiales, Aspergillaceae. The record is from RefSeq and is a predicted model, not a curated record.